Messenger RNA from Geosmithia morbida, 1242 nucleotides. RefSeq names its product phosphatidylserine decarboxylase. Gene Ontology annotation, molecular function: phosphatidylserine decarboxylase activity. NCBI's taxonomy places the organism in Eukaryota, Fungi, Ascomycota, Sordariomycetes, Hypocreales, Bionectriaceae. Gene Ontology annotation, cellular component: mitochondrion. Gene Ontology annotation, biological process: phosphatidylethanolamine biosynthetic process. The coding region runs from base 1 to 1242 and encodes 413 amino acids. The record is from RefSeq and is a predicted model, not a curated record. The transcript is spliced from 2 exons.
AUGUCUACGCUGCCACUCAAGGCCAUCUCUCGGCUCUGGGGACGGAUCAAUCAGUUGACGAUUCCCUAUUACCUCCGCGUUCCUGGGUUCAAGCUGUACUCGUACAUUUUCGGCGUCAACCUCGCCGAAGUGGCCGAGGACGACCUACGGGCAUACCCCAACCUAGCGGCCUUCUUCUACCGACAGCUCAAGCCCGGAUCGCGACCUCUCCACCCGGACAAGCAGGUGCUCCUGUGCCCGUCGGACGGACGGGUCAUCCAAUUUGGCCAGAUUGAGGGCGGCGACAUCGAACAGGUCAAGGGCAUGACGUACAGCAUCGACGCCCUCCUGGGAAGCAACACACCAUCCAUCCACCCGUCCUCCCCGUCCAGCGACGACGGAAACGGCAGCGGCCACGGCAAGACGGUGACGGUGACGACGCGCGAAGCCUCCAGCCAAGAGGACAUCGUGCUGCGCGACGAGGAGUUCGCCAGGGUCAACGGCAUCCCGUACACGCUGCCGGAGCUCCUCAGCGGGUCGGGCCAGAGCAAGGCCGUGGCCGACGUGUCGACCGUGCAGAGCGAGACGGCCGAAGCCGUGGUCGGGGCGGAUCUCGCGCGCAGCGAGCAGCAGCAGCAGCAGCAGCAGCAGCAGCACAAGCCGUGGCACGACGUCAUCUCGGGGCGGUCGACGUCGCUGUACUACGCAGUCGUGUACCUGGCGCCGGGAGACUACCACCGGUUCCACUCACCGACGAACUGGGUCGUCGAGCGGCGGCGCCACUUUGCGGGCGAGCUGUACAGCGUGUCGCCGUACCUGCAGCGCACGCUGCCCGGGCUGUUCACGCUGAACGAGCGCGUCGUCCUCCUGGGCCGCUGGCGCUGGGGCUUCUUCUCGUACAUACCGGUGGGCGCGACCAACGUCGGGUCCAUCGUCGUCAACUUCGACCGGGAGCUGCGCACCAACAGCCUCACCACGGACACGGCGGCCGACAGGGCGGCCGAGGAGGCCUCGCGCGCCGGCCGGCCCUACCUCGGGUUCGCCGAGGCAUCGUUCCGGGGCGCCAGCCGCGUGCUGGGCGGCCACGCGCUCCGCAGGGGCGACGAGAUGGGCGGGUUCCAGCUCGGGAGCACCGUCGUGCUCGUCUUCGAGGCUCCGGCCGAGGCGAAGGGCGCCGACGGGGAGACGAAGGGCUGGGAGUGGGCCGUCAACAAGGGGCAGACUGUCAAGAUGGGGCAGGCCCUAGGUAGGGUGAUUGAGUGA